CCUUUAACCUGCAAUGGCGAUGCCCAUGCUGGUAAUCAGAGGGCUGGAUGCCUGGCUCUGCGUCUCUGAAACUCCGCAGUUGUUCUAGUUCACGUGGUCCGUACCCUUCCAUGAUCUAAAUAUUCAUACACCUAUCUGAGAAUGGUUUAAACUGUUGUAUCUGCCGCCUCCACCAUCCCUGGGAGCCUGUUCCAGGCACUCAUCACUCUCCGAUCCCUCCGCCAACAAAGGAUGUCCAAGCUCUCUCGAGCAACAAAAGCUGUGAGGAAGGUGGAGCCUGGCAGCGUCAUCCGGGCCAUCGUCCGCUCAGGCCAGGCAACCCCAGGACCCCCGCUCGGCCCUACACUUGGUCAGCGAGGCAUUCCCAUCGGGCAGUUCUGCAAGGAGUUUAACGAAAGGACCAAGGAGAUGAAAGAGGGGAUCCCUCUGCCUGUGAGGAUCUCUGUCAACCCUGACCGCACCUUCGAGCUGAAGAUCAACAAGCCCACGGUGUCCUACUUCCUGAAGGCAGUGGCGGGUAUCGAGAAGGGGGCUGGGAGGACAGGUCACGAGGUGGCGGGCAUGGUGACCGUGAAGCACAUUUACGAAAUCGCCAAGGUGAAGUGUCAGGACGAGAGCUUCCAGCUCCAGGACAUGUCGUUGAAGGACGUGUGCAAAAGCCUGAUCGGGACGGCCAGGACCCUCGGCAUCCAGGUGGUCCGAGACCUCUCGGCCGAGGACUACGCCCGGUUUCGGGAGCAGAGGGAGGAGCAGCUGAAGGCAGAAGCCGCCUCCCUCGAGGCGGCCAGCGCCAAGAAGAAGUAGCGGCCGGCGCGCGGUGAGAGGCUUGGGAAGAACUGGGUCCUGACUCCAGCAUGGAGGCACGCGGCAGUUCGAGGAUUGUGUCAUCCGCCGAGCGGAGCACGUUCCUCCAACGCGGUGCGGAUAACUCCACACACACACAACACACAGAGUAAUAUUACCUCAAAUAAAUUAACCGAUAAUAAGAUGCA
Hypanus sabinus (Atlantic stingray) is the source of this 992-nucleotide messenger RNA. It is a transcript of the gene mrpl11, whose product is annotated as mitochondrial ribosomal protein L11. Gene Ontology annotation, biological process: translation. NCBI's taxonomy places the organism in Eukaryota, Metazoa, Chordata, Chondrichthyes, Myliobatiformes, Dasyatidae. Gene Ontology annotation, cellular component: mitochondrial large ribosomal subunit; ribosome. The transcript has 7 exons. Gene Ontology annotation, molecular function: structural constituent of ribosome; large ribosomal subunit rRNA binding. The record is from RefSeq and is a predicted model, not a curated record. The coding region runs from base 232 to 804 and encodes 190 amino acids.